Messenger RNA from Oncorhynchus masou masou (cherry salmon), 1770 nucleotides. It is a transcript of the gene slc17a8, whose product is annotated as solute carrier family 17 member 8. The coding region runs from base 1 to 1770 and encodes 589 amino acids. The record is from RefSeq and is a predicted model, not a curated record. Gene Ontology annotation, biological process: transmembrane transport; neurotransmitter loading into synaptic vesicle; synaptic transmission, glutamatergic. The transcript has 12 exons. Gene Ontology annotation, cellular component: excitatory synapse; synaptic vesicle membrane. Gene Ontology annotation, molecular function: neurotransmitter transmembrane transporter activity; L-glutamate transmembrane transporter activity. Lineage: Eukaryota; Metazoa; Chordata; Actinopteri; Salmoniformes; Salmonidae.
AUGCCUUUUGGGGGGUUUUCGGGGCUGAAGGAGCGGGUUCUGAAACCAGGGAAGGAGGAGGUGAAGAAUACAGUAGGAGACGGUCUGGGGAACCUGCAGAGAAAAAUUGAUGGGACCAAUGUGGACGAGGAUGACCAGAUGGAGCUCACGGAGGACGGGCAACCGGUGGCUCCUCGCCACAAUGCCCCUCUGUUUGACUGCGGUUGCUGCGGCCUGCCCAAGCGCUACAUCAUCGCCAUUCUCAGCGGACUGGGCUUCUGCAUCUCCUUUGGCAUCCGUUGCAACCUGGGGGUGGCCAUUGUGGAGAUGGUCAACAACAACACAGUCUACAUCAAUGGGACACCUGUACUCCAGCCAGCUCAAUUCAACUGGGACCCAGAGACUGUGGGACUGAUCCAUGGCUCUUUCUUCUGGGGUUACAUCGUCACACAGAUCCCUGGAGGCUUCAUCUCCAACAAGCUGGCUGCCAACAGAGUGUUUGGGGCGGCCAUUUUUCUCACGUCCAUACUGAAUAUGUUCAUCCCUUCAGCAGCCAGAAGGCACUACGGCUGUGUCAUGUUAGUUCGCAUCCUGCAAGGCUUGGUGGAGGGUGUUACCUACCCUGCAUGCCAUGGGAUGUGGGCCAAAUGGGCCCCUCCCCUGGAGAGAAGUAGACUGGCCACCACCUCAUUCUGUGGUUCCUAUGCAGGUGCUGUGAUUGCCAUGCCUUUAGCAGGAGUCCUGGUUCAGUUUGUUGGAUGGCCCUCGGUCUUCUAUAUCUAUGGUGUAUUUGGGAUUAUAUGGUACAUCUUCUGGCUCCUGCUUGCCUAUGGGAGCCCAGCCGCCCACCCCACUAUAAGCGAUGAGGAGAGGAUCUACAUAGAGACCACCAUUGGCGUGGGUGUCAAAAUAUUGAGCGCCACUGAGAAAUUCAAGACUCCAUGGCGCCGUUUCUUCACCUCCAUGCCUGUCUAUGCCAUCAUCGUGGCUAACUUCUGCCGUAGCUGGACCUUCUAUCUGCUCCUCAUCAGCCAGCCAGCCUACUUUGAGGAGGUGUUUGGCUUCUCCAUCGGCAAGGUGGGGCUCCUGUCUGCUGUGCCUCACAUGGUGAUGACCAUCGUAGUGCCCAUCGGUGGCCAGCUAGCCGACUUCCUACGCAGUCGUAAAAUCAUGUCAACUACAAACGUCCGGAAAAUCAUGAACUGCGGAGGUUUUGGAAUGGAGGCGACUCUGCUGCUGGUGGUGGGGUUCAGUCACACACGUGGGGUUGCCAUCUCCUUCCUGGUGCUAGCUGUGGGCUUCAGUGGCUUUGCCAUCUCAGGGUUCAAUGUAAACCACCUGGACAUUGCUCCUCGCUAUGCCAGUAUCCUAAUGGGCAUCUCCAAUGGUGUUGGCACACUGUCUGGAAUGGUGUGCCCCCUUAUUGUUGGAGCACUGACUAAACACAAGACCCGUCUGGAGUGGCAGAACGUGUUUGUGAUAGCCGCCAUGGUGCACUACACAGGGGUCAUCUUCUAUGCUAUCUUCGCCUCAGGCGACAAGCAGGAAUGGGCAGAACAAGAGAGCACCAGUGAAGAUAAGGUCGGUAUUAUCGACGAGGAUGAGCUGGCCGAAGAGACAGAGCUCAACAGCGAGAUUGCCAUGGUACCCAAGAAAAGCUAUGGAACCACAGAGAACUCAUCGGGUCGCAAACAGGGCUGGAAGAAGAACAGAGGAGUCACCAUGCAGGAGGAUAAGGAUGAUGGGAACUUGCACCACGGGAAUGGGAACUACCAGGAGCAGUUUCAGUGA